This is a messenger RNA of Lacerta agilis (Sand lizard), 1406 nucleotides long. RefSeq names its product Epstein-Barr virus induced 3 (gene EBI3). Lineage: Eukaryota; Metazoa; Chordata; Lepidosauria; Squamata; Lacertidae. Gene Ontology annotation, molecular function: protein binding; cytokine receptor activity. The record is from RefSeq and is a predicted model, not a curated record. Gene Ontology annotation, cellular component: external side of plasma membrane. The coding region runs from base 106 to 1044 and encodes 312 amino acids. The transcript is spliced from 7 exons. Gene Ontology annotation, biological process: cytokine-mediated signaling pathway.
AAGAGAGACGGUUGUCAUUAACCAGCCCAGACUCGGAAGGCAAAAUCUUUGCUACUGACAGGAUUCUAAGCUGCACAAACACUGUUUCCUGAAUUCUGAAGGAAGAUGCAGCGGAUACUACUGACAAUCACAUUUGUCCUGUCACCCGGUUUCCCUUCACAAGAGGACAUUGUUUGGUUCAACGGAUCAAAAGGAGUUCCAAUAGAGCAGCAGUACGCCAGCCUUGGGGCAUCUGAAGUACUCCUGCAUUGCCCUGUCCCUGAAGGCAAUUCCAUGGUGGGAUGGAAAAUGAGCAGCACGUUACAUGGGAUUUUGAAGGCAGUGAGAAGAGAUGGCAGCCUUGUUUUGCAGAACGCCAGCCUGGCUCAGAAUGGUGAAUAUAGUUGCCAUGAUCUCACCACUGGGCGGUUGCUGCGGAGAAUUCAUCUGAAGCUGGGCUACCCACCUGAUAACCCUUUAGUGUGGUGCUGGUCCACCACCUACCCAGCCAUCAAUUGCUCCUGGAGGUUGGAGACCAAGACACACCUGCCUACUUUUUUUUCCUCCACGUACAGGCUUGGCAUGGGAGGAGAAGUAAAGGAGUGUCUCCAGGCUACCACAGUGGCCAACAGCUGCUCCAUCGACAAUGUCCAGAUGUUCUCCAUCAAUCCCUAUGUGCUGAAUGUAACAGCGGUGAAUCCCCUGGGGACAGCGUCAACCCACUACUACUUCUUCCAGAACGAGAUCCUCAAACCUGACCCUCCAGAAGACUUGACCGUCUCCCAGAUCCCGGGCCAGAGGAAGAAAAUACUUUUGGUGUGGAAGCCCCCCAGCUCCUGGAAAUUCCCAGAAUACUUCCCCCUCAAAUACUUGAUCCGUUACUCAAGGGAUGGAACCAAUGUCAGCAAAACGACAAGGCCCACUGAGCAGACAUCCUUUGUGUUGACUGGGAUCCGCCCUGGAGUGACGUACCAUGCCCAGGUGGCAGCGAAGGACUUCCUCGAUCACGGCGAGUACAGUGCCUGGAGUCCGGCAGCAUCAGGGGCAGCCUGGAUGCCGGAGUGAUUCGCCUGAAGAGCAUCUUGAGUUCCUGUGGCAAGGGGGCUUUCGUGUGUGCCCCCGCUUCCCAGGGAUGGCCAAGAGUUCUUCAUCACCUUUUGCAAUUCUGGAGUUCACACAGAGCCUGACUCACGAAAGUCUAAUUUCUGUGGGGAAAUUUCAGCUCCUUUUCCUUUAGUGGGAACUAAUUUAACUCCCCUUUUUCUUCUAUAUAUGUGAUAAAUGUAUACUCCCAUUGCAUUCUCAGUUGUUUCCCGGUUUCCCCCGCCCCUCUGUAUUCUCAUUUUAUUUUUCUAUUUGUAUUUUUUACAUUCAUAAUUCUCACUGCAUUUGGUAUGUGCUUAUGCCAAUAACCAUUCUGUAUGAAA